AUGGCCGGCAGAAUUUUCCUCUGCGUAGUCGUGGGGGUUUACUUUAUGGUGAGGCAAUACCAGCAGCAGCAGCAGCAGCAGCAGCAACAGCAGCAGCAACAACAGGACGGUGCUCCUUCUCCUAAUGCUGCUGCUGCUGUUGGGGCUGCUGCACCUGUUGCUGCUGCACCUGUUGCUGCUGCAACACCUGCUGCCGCGCCUGCUGCGGCAGCGACUGGUUUUGCCGGUAAAGCUGCUGCUGCGAUUGGUGCUGCUGUAACUGUUGCUGCUGUCUUCAGGAUUUGGAUGCGGCCGACUGUCUCCGCCCCUUCGUGGGUAUUGGCGCUGUGCAGGGAGCUGUCUCUUCUUUGCAUCUGCAAUGGCUAUGGCUUAUUUUCUGUUGUUACAACGGGGCGUCUUGAACUUGUCUUAGAGGAGCUGCAUCAGGCACCAGAGCAGCCGCCGCAGUGGAGAGAAAUAUGCUUCCCAUAUAAACCGGGAGAGGUGAACAGCUCUCCUCCUUGGUUGCUGUCUGGCCACUUCCCUCGCUUAGAUUGGCGUCUCUGGUUUAUACCCCUGCGUCUGAAGUCGGCAUUGAAGGGGGCCGUAGCAGGGACUCCGCUGCAGCUGCAGCAGCAGCAGCAGCAGCAGCAAAUGUCUCUCCACGCAUCUUCUUCUGCUGGAGACGCCUCCGCUCAAGACGACGGGCUGCAGCUCUACCCGCCCUUCUGGCGGUCUUUCAUUCAUCAACUCAGCACCAGACAGCCUGCAGUGCUGCAGCUGCUAGGCCCCCAGGGAGAAGAGCUGAAGCAGAUGCCUCCGCCCUUAGCAAUGAAGGUGUCUCUCUAUGACUACCGCAUGACCCCUCCAGAGGGUUUACCCGCCUACGCUGCCUUCUUUCCUCAAGAAGGAUCUGGUCCAUUGGACCAUUGGUCGGUGGUGGAUGCGGAGGAAGCAACACGAUCUUGA
Molecule: messenger RNA, 948 nt
Organism: Eimeria acervulina
Lineage: Eukaryota; Apicomplexa; Conoidasida; Eucoccidiorida; Eimeriidae
Exons: 6
Coding region: 1-948 (315 amino acids)
Biological process (GO): protein maturation
Cellular component (GO): endoplasmic reticulum membrane
Source: RefSeq, a predicted model, not a curated record